AUGGUGUCGGGUCGGAGGUUUUCUCUGGUGUACUCGAGUGAUGACGAAGAGGAUUUUGUAGUGGAGACGAGGUCUCAGGGACAGAACUCAAGGAGACCUGAGGAAACAAUGGAGGGAAGGGGGAGGAAGCGUAAGAAGGUCAGCCUGUAUGAUGAGUCUGAUGAUAAAGAUGGUGAGGAAGAGAAGGAGACCGAGAGGAAGAGGAAGAGAAAGAAAGAUGACGACAAAACUCCCCCGAAGAAAGUGAAGCCGGAUGACGUGAAACCGGUUGGUGAGCCGGUUAAAGUUACGGGCAGAGGAAGAGGCAGAAGAACCCAUUACAGGCAGUUCGAGAACCGCGGUAAAAGAUACGAGCUGGAGGAAUCGGUUCUGUUGAAUGUAGAAGGCAAUAUUCUAAAGCCUUAUAUUGCCAUUAUCAAGGAUAUUACCCAAAAAGAAGAUGGAAGGAUGGUGAUUCUGGGACAGUGGUUUUAUCGUCAAGAAGAAGCAAAGAAAAAGGAUGGAGGAAACUGGGAAACAUAUGAUAGACGAGAACUGUUCUACAGUUUCCAUCGAGAUGAGUUCCCAGCAGAAUCUGUGAUGCAUAGAUGCGGGGUGAAUUAUGUUCCAGAUCAUAAGCAACUUCCGAAAUGGAAAGCUAAGCGUGGUUUUAUCGUGCGAAGGGUGUAUGAUACUGUUGAAAAGAAGCUGUGGAAGUUUACUGAUAAGGUUUAUGAAGAUUCCAAGCAACAUGAAAUUGACCUCUUUAUGGAAAAGUCACUGUCGCGAUUGGGUGAUCUUCCUGACCUUGAAACUGAGGAAGAUUUAGAGAAGGCUGAAAGAUCUUCCCAGGAAGUUAACAUAACUCCUGUUGAUGUUAGAAAGGAGGAAGAGUAUACCUUUCCUAUUUCAUCAGAGUAUCAUUCUAUUUUACAAAAGUUUGAUUCACUAACAGAUGAUGCUCACCGUAACAAGUGUUUGGCAAAGCUUCUGGAAGCAGUCCAGAACAUAUGCUUUAACGCUGGUGAUGAAGCAAAUGUGAGUUCACAUGGAUCCCACGAGAAUCCAUUAAAUGGACAGGAUGAGAGUUUUCUCUGGCCAGAUGCUGCGGUUCUUCCUGUGUGUGCCCUUGAGCUGGCUUUACAUGUUUCUGUUGCAUCAGAUUAUUCUAAAUACAAUCAAAGGAUAAGGACGUUGGUAUUCAAUCUCAAGAACACUGCACUGCUGGCUAAACGACUGCUCAAUGGCGAGUUAAAACCUGAAAAGAUUUUGAACAUGUCACCCACUGAGUUAAAGGAGGGUUUAACUGAUGAGGAAACAGAGAAGAAUGAGCCUGCUGAUGCGGAACCAAUGCAGGUUUUUUCAUUUAUGACAAUCAAAGUUUAUCCAGUUUGUUGGAUUUGAGUUGGAGAAUGUCUUUGACCAUGCCAUGUGUUGCCUUUGGAUGCAGAUGACUGAUGCAAG
This is a messenger RNA of Raphanus sativus (radish), 1443 nucleotides long. RefSeq lists its product as uncharacterized. Gene Ontology annotation, biological process: DNA-templated transcription. The record is from RefSeq and is a predicted model, not a curated record. Gene Ontology annotation, molecular function: chromatin binding. The transcript has 6 exons. Lineage: Eukaryota; Viridiplantae; Streptophyta; Magnoliopsida; Brassicales; Brassicaceae. Bases 1 to 1383 code for a protein of 460 amino acids.